GUCCCGCUGCAUGAAGCCCGAGCAGGCUGGGUCAACGGCAACCCGCCUUCUCCCUCGCUCUCGCGCAGACUCCCGGCAUCCCUCGGGGGCGCUUACCUGUCGCCAGCUGCAUUCUGGGGGUCGUAGUCCUACCCUGAGGAAGGCGACGAGGUGGAGGCAGGGCGGCUUCCUUCUCCCGGAGCAACUCUUCCCGGCCGGGUGAGCGGCUCGGAGGCGGCGGCGGCGGCGGCGGCGGCAAAAUGGCGCGGCAGGGCAGCCGAGGAGGCGCCGAGAGCAAGAAAAUGAGCUCGGAGCUCUUCACUUUGACGUAUGGGGCUUUGGUCACUCAGCUGUGUAAGGACUACGAGAAUGACGAAGAUGUCAACAAGCAGCUUGACAAAAUGGGCUACAACAUAGGUGUUCGCCUCGUGGAAGACUUUCUAGCUCGAUCCAAUGUUGGGAGAUGCCAUGACUUUCGAGAAACGGCAGAUGUAAUCGCAAAGGUAGCAUUUAAAAUGUACUUGGGUAUCACACCAAGCAUCACAAACUGGAGUCCAGCAGGUGAUGAAUUCUCCCUUAUCUUGGAAAACAAUCCACUGGUGGAUUUUGUGGAAUUACCAGACAACCAUUCCUCUCUUAUUUACUCUAACCUCUUAUGUGGGGUGCUACGGGGAGCCCUGGAAAUGGUACAGAUGGCUGUGGAUGUCAGAUUUCUCCUGGACACCUUGAAAGGGGAUGGAGUCACAGAAAUAAGGAUGAAAUUUAUCAGGCGGAUUGAAGACAAUCUCCCAGUUGGAGAGGAGUGAGUCUUGAGCAGCCUUCAUACUGGACGGGAAGGGAUGAACUAGCUGAACCUGAGCUUCAUUAGCAUAUAGUACCCUGUGUACUUUCAGACACUGACUGGUUAAGGCGUGGAUUCAUUUGAAUUAUUCUGUUUUAUUUCCACAGAUUUCUAUUAAAAGCUUUUGUAGGAUGUAGAACACUUUUCAUAUUCAUCAGAAACACAAGCACCCAUUCCUUGUUACCACACUUGGCUCCGUGCAAAAAUACAGGAUGCUAAAACCCUGUAAUUUUGAACACUGGGCCCAUCGGAAUAACUCUAGAUGCCACUUCUGUUCUGCAGUGAAGAAUUUCAGUAUUAUAUCCCCUGCUGCUUAGCUUUUCUUCAUCAGGAAUGGCAUCAAAGUACCAAUACUUUUCUACAGAAGCCAUUCUUGAUGGCACAGAAUGCACUGUAUGAUUUGGAAGAAUCGGGAGUUCCACUUGGAUUUGUUCUUUUAGUUUUGCCAUUCAUCAAAACAUCUAAAUUCACCUUGGAGCAAGAGCUGUAUCCAUUUUGGCAGUCCUGACAGAAGCGUGUCACUCAAAUUCAGCAAAACAGAAUCCCAGUUGGUUGGGCGUUCCCAAUUUCAUCUUUGUCUUCCUAGUCAGUUGGCCCAAAUAGUUUUAACACAGCGAUGAUGCAGGAAUCUAGCUUUAAGUGUUUAUAUCAUGUCAGAAAAAGCUUUCAAAUGAUACUCGUCUUGAGGGUUGCUUCUUUAUAGCACAUUUGAUUUAUGUAACUAAUUGAAGAGUUGUUAACACCAGCUUCUUUCCUAAAAGUUCUAGGCAAAGUGCAUUUCAAAAAUGUUGCCGUUGGCACCUGUGCUGAGAAGUUAGAGUUGGUGGUAGACAUUCUAGCAUAUUUCAUGUGCGUUCAAGUCUUUCUUAAGAAACAAGGGCUCUCAAGAUUGUAGAAAGAAGGGUGUAAAUAGCCUUGCACGGUAGACCGAUCUUUGUACCAAAUGCUGGAUGACUGAAAGGAAAUUGAAGAGCACCUUAGGAUUGUUUAAUAGUGAACAAUGAAUGUUGACUGAGUUUGUCACCUGAGUCUUUUAUGAGGUUCUAAAGUUCCCACUGGGCAGAACAGCCACCAUUAAAUUUAGCGGACAAAUCUGUACUAAAUGGUGGAAAUCUUUUGAGUUGAGGUUCCUAUGAAGAAUUUAUACAUUAAACAUUGAAACUUCUGCCACACUUGAAGAGGCACGACAGGCCAAUUAGUAAUCUCUCCUCUUUAAGAAUAAUGGAAUCCAUUAUCCCCUGCUGAUGUUUGUGAAAAGAUUAGGGUACGUCAUUUGUUAGAGAAAUUAAUUGGCGGUCAGGAGACUUUGAUUUAUUUGUGUGUGCAUCAACUGAAUGGUACUUUAAAAGUUGGCAGAGGCAGCUGUAAUUAUUCAAUGACUUGGUCUUGAAAAUAACGCUCUGGGUAAUCUCUGCAGUGAGAGAAUGAAAUGGCUUACCUAGCUAUGAGAGG
Messenger RNA from Candoia aspera, 2272 nucleotides. RefSeq names its product trafficking protein particle complex subunit 3 (gene TRAPPC3). Gene Ontology annotation, biological process: endoplasmic reticulum to Golgi vesicle-mediated transport; intra-Golgi vesicle-mediated transport. Gene Ontology annotation, cellular component: cytosol; TRAPP complex; cis-Golgi network membrane. The record is from RefSeq and is a predicted model, not a curated record. Lineage: Eukaryota; Metazoa; Chordata; Lepidosauria; Squamata; Candoiidae. The transcript has 5 exons. The coding region runs from base 240 to 785 and encodes 181 amino acids.